Molecule: messenger RNA, 3163 nt
Organism: Alosa alosa (allis shad)
Lineage: Eukaryota; Metazoa; Chordata; Actinopteri; Clupeiformes; Clupeidae
Gene: scamp1
Product: secretory carrier membrane protein 1
Biological process (GO): protein transport
Cellular component (GO): recycling endosome membrane; trans-Golgi network membrane
Source: RefSeq, a predicted model, not a curated record
GCUUACGAUUUUCCUUACGAUAAUAUGACGAUAAUAUUAAUAAACUGAGUUGUUUUUGACUGACUUAAAUGAAUAGCUUAUAAUGAUGAAAUUGCUGCGAAGCUUGCAAAUGAUUCGAUGAGGUAUAAUGAUCGAAGGCACACAUCACUUCCUAUCCUGCCAUUUUGCUGCUGAAGCUGAAAGAAACCUGAAGCCUGUACAGUUAAGGGGUAACGUUACGGUUAACGUUUAGGCUGUGUAUUGUCAGCCGAAAGCUCGGUCAGCAUUUUAGGAAGAGGUUUUAGCUUAUGCGAGAAUGUCGGAUUUUGACAGCAACCCAUUUGCGGAUCCUGAUUUCAGCAAUCCCUUUCAGGAUCCCUCAGUGACACAAGUAACACAAAACGCUCCCCCUAGGUUGGAGGAAUAUAACCCCUUCACAGAUACAAAGCCGGGUCCACCUGGCUCCAUCCCCAAAGCAGUGCCUCCCUCCACGAACACACAGCCAGCCAUUAUGAAACCUACAGAGGAGCCACCUGCCUACUCUCAGCCACAGCAGACACAGGACCAGGCACGAGCUCAGGCUGAACUACUCAGGAGACAGGAGGAGCUGGAAAGAAAGGCUGCAGAGUUGGAUCGCCGGGAGAGAGAGAUGCAGUCUCUUAGUGCCUCAGGAGGAAGGAAAAACAACUGGCCGCCCCUCCCUGAGAAGUUUCCAGUGGGUCCCUGCUUCUAUCAUGAUAUUUCUGUGGACAUUCCUGUGGAGUUCCAGAAGACUGUCAAGAUCAUGUACUACUUAUGGAUGUUUCACACAGCAACUCUGUUCGCGAACAUCUUUGGCUGCUUGGCUUGGUUUUGUGAGUGACAGCUCGUUCCGUUUCUUUGUCUUCUUCUUUGUGUACAUCUGCCAGUUUGGUGUUCAUGUGCUUCAAGCCAUUGGUAUAGCAGGUUGGGGAGCAAGUGGUUGGAUCUCAGCCCUCACUGGUCUAAACACAAGCAUUCCUGUGGGCAUUAUCAUGAUCCUUAUUGCUGCUCUCUUCACUGCUUCUGCAGUCAUCUCUCUUAUCAUGUUCAAAAAGGUACAUGGCCUGUACCGGACAACUGGGGCCAGCUUUGAAAAGGCUCAACAAGAGUUUGCUACAGGUGUCAUGGCCAACAAGACUGUCCAGACAGCAGCUGCGAAUGCUGCAUCUAGCGCUGCAUCUAGUGCUACACGUGGAGCAUACAACUGAUUGGCUCACUGAAGAGUGUUCCUGUUUUCUCUGUCCAUGCUCUUUAUGAUCUGAUCCUCUGUACCACCUAAUUGUACUCACAAGCCCUGGCCAGCUUCCUCAAGCCACUCUUAUUCAUGAAGUGAAUGACUGUAAGCAGCCUUCUGAUUGGCUCAGUGCACUCCAGUGACUUUACAUGUCUACACGCCCCACCUCCCCAGGCCCUUUGUCUUUCAACAUACGUGGGUGUGUGAAGGGGUUGUGCAUGGUGCUAUAAAGAGAAAAUGAGCAGAACUUUUUCUUUCUUGACUGAAUACCAGUUUCAUUUUUCUGACCUUUCUCCACAAACAAUGCCUCUCAACAGCAUGCAGGAAGUUUCGUCCAUUUUCAAGCCUUUUUAAGGUUUGACCACACUUAGCAACCCCCCUCCACCCUCCACAUACGUAUACUCUUAAACACUUCUUACUUUUUUCCAUUGGUUCCUAUAGCAGUCAGGUGUUUGGCAAGAUAUAAAGAGAAUGUACUUAAACCCUCAAUCCUAAAAAGAAAUAUCCUCUCCCAAAUUGAGCCUCUUUUGUUAUACCCUCUCUUAGCCUACUUUCCCAAAGCCAGGCCCUAUAGUUGUCUAAACAGAAAUGGAUAUGCCCAUCACCAAGAUUUGCCCUGAUGCCUAACAGAGGUGGUGAUAAGCUUCCACCUUGUCUGCUUGUACUUUGUUUCCUUGAAUGAGAUAAGAUGGGAUAGAUGGGAGAGCGACUGGAAAGGGAAGAGAAAUUACCCCUAAAAUCAUUCCCAUUCAGGAUGCACUCUACACAUGCAUGACAGAACAUGAUGAAUUUAGACCUACUUUCUUAAAAAUGAGGACCUUUAUAUUGAAGAUUUAAAUUUAAAGUGCUUUGACUCUUGUUUGAUGUCAUUUUGUCUUUCUUCUAUAAAAGCUUAAAUAACAGGAUGUAGGUCAUUUAAAUGCUUUUCUUUCAUAUGGAAAGCCUCAGUUGUUUAUUGAUGAACAAAUUCUGGUGGCAUAUACUGUACAUGUAUGUGUGAUUGUUUGUGAUGUAUGACUAUGUUUUAUGUUUGGCUGAUGCGCAUCGAUGGCAGGAAAGUAAUUAAGCAUCUGGGUACUCUCAUGUUUAGGCAUUCAAGACCUCCUGUCAGUUAUUUUUCACUCUGCUAGGGCUGCCGCUGUGGAAGGCUUCUCUCUGAAAUCUAAAUUGUAACUUUUUUAAUCAAUAUAUUAUAACUGACCUGUGAGAUGGUCUCAGCCACUUCCAUCUCAUGAGAUGAGUUGUGAAAAAUGAAAGCUACAGCUAAUAAAUUAAGAACCGCGUGUUUAUGAGUGCAUGUGUGAGUGGUGGUCCUUUCUGUUAGGAAUUUUAUUAAUUAUCAAUGGAGUGUGAUUCCCUCAGCUAAGCACUGUUGAUGAAAGACAGACAUAUUUCACCUGUUGGCAUACAGAUUUAUGUUUUAUCUCUCUGUCUCUCUCAGACUAGUUCAAACUUCUUUAUAGUUUGUGUGUGUGCUUGUGUGUUGAACUACAGUGACUUGUUAUUUUAUAAAUAAAUUUCCACCAGUUGCACCUGUAUGUUUCUACUGUUAUUUCUCAAUUUUUUUUGUUUGUGGGUUGUAAAUGCUUUCGAAGAAACAUUUGGAGAAUUCCAGACAGCAGGCUGAUAUUAUGAUGUUAACCAUGUUGCAUUGAGUUGUGCAUUUCAAUAAUCAAUGGUGAAAGUAUGUAGUUGAAACACUGAGAAGACACUGAAAAAAAUCAAUUGGUCCCUGGACUGUGGAGUCUGAAGUUAUUUAAAAAAAAAUUAAGGGAUGUUUGUAUAUUUUGUAAAAUGGUCGAUUGAUCACCUAUUGUCAUGAACUAAGCUGUAUUAUAUAAAUGCACUCUUGUCUCAUUCAGUUGCAUGUUGAGUAGUUUGAGUUUUGUAUAUUUAUUGUAUUAACACAAAAUAAAACUUAAAAGUACA